This is a messenger RNA of Purpureocillium lilacinum, 975 nucleotides long. NCBI's taxonomy places the organism in Eukaryota, Fungi, Ascomycota, Sordariomycetes, Hypocreales, Ophiocordycipitaceae. The record is from RefSeq and is a predicted model, not a curated record.
AUGAAGCGCCAUGGCGCUGGCGUCAGCCUCCGGGACAGCGCCCCCCUGUCGGUCAGUGAGCUGGCGCGCUGGAGGCCCCCGGCUGGUCCAGGGAUUCCCGUGGGCCCUACCCGCGUGCUGGCUGCUCUGGACGUCUGGCACUUCGCUGGGCUGGCUGGGGCUGGGGCUGGGGAACGUGGGUUGUGUCGGAUAGUCCGAUAUCGAUAUAGCGGGCUCGCAAGUAUCCGGCUCGUCUGGUCUUCUGGGCGCGUCAUGUUCAUCUGCCCUCUGGCGAUUGGCCCAUGGUGCGCCCGGACAUUUCCGCUCGCCCUGUCCUGCCCGUCGUGUCGUGUCUUGCAUGUCCCGACCUGCUGGAGCCGUCCCCUCCGAGAGCCCGGUGCGCCGCCCCGCUACAGCGAUGGGCCUCGUCCAGAUGACGCACUUUUUUUCUCGGCCUUGAUGCAGCAAAGGCGACAAUCACAUGCCAAAUGUCUGCGCUCGCGCUCCGCUCUCCUCGUACGCACCGCCGCCGCCGCUGCGGUCCCCGCUGUUUCCCCAGAGCGGUGCACAUUCCGGCCUGUUCCGCAUCCUUUCUUCACGCGUCCGUCCCCGCCGGAGUGGAUGAGUGAGUGGGCAGCGCUCGGGCGGGCUGCCACGAGUUGCACGGGGCCCGGGCCCGAAUGCUCGCGCCACCCAGGGAUUCCUGCUUACCUUGGGAUAGUUGGGACAUUUGAGGAGAGCCGGCCUGCUCGUCUGGAAGCAGGAUCUCGCUGCUUUGGUCCCGAUGCAGGAGGAUCGUCAGGAUGGGACGAGGUACGGAGGAGUAGCGGGCAUUGUUGGGUCAGUGGCGACGGCAUGGCUGGCCGGUUGGCUGGACGCCUGGCGUGGAGAGAGAGGAUGGAUGGGGAGGAUGGCAUGGUCAUUCCAGCCUGCAUGAAGCCGGUCCCAAGUCGCGUGGUUUGGGAACUGGUCUGCGUUCUGCAGUCCGGCGAGUGA